This is a messenger RNA of Verticillium alfalfae VaMs.102, 921 nucleotides long. RefSeq lists its product with no specific name. The transcript has 2 exons. Lineage: Eukaryota; Fungi; Ascomycota; Sordariomycetes; Glomerellales; Plectosphaerellaceae. Bases 1 to 921 code for a protein of 306 amino acids. The record is from RefSeq and is a predicted model, not a curated record.
AUGUCAUUCAUCAUAAAAGCUCUCCCGUUCAUCGCCCUUGCAGCGGCGGCUGACCUGGAACCCGAGCUUGGUGGUUAUACCUCCAGCGGUUCUCCUGCCACUGGACCCCCAUUUGGCCUCCCUACUGAGCGCUUCGAAGCCGUCUUUGCAAAGCCGAACAACACGGCAUCAGUCUCCUACGGCAACCUCGGCUUCAGCAACGGCUCCGAUGCGUGGUCCGUCCAUCUCGCUUUCGCCGCCAAUGUCUCCCUCGCUGGUGCCACGCAGGCCGGCGAUGAUGUUGGCGAGGAUCCUGUUACCCAGUUGACGAUUCUCUCCCUGGAGCGCACCAAGGGCGCCAAACUCAACACGAAAGACGUCAGUGUUGCCAUCUUCACCGGCUUCGCUGCCAAUGCCACCAAUAAUGGUGACGACAUCGACGGCUGCGACUUCUUGAGCGACGAGUGCCGCCGGGCCAUUGAGACAACGGCAAGCGACGACGAAAGCAGUCCGCAACUGCAGGAUGUCUGCAGCAGGUGGCUUUCGAACACGCAAUCAACAACCCGUUUUGGUCUCGGAUCCAACAACCUAGAUGACGGCGAGCCCUUUAACGCUUUUGCCACAAGGCCGACCGAGGCUGGCACGAACGAGACCAGCGCAAUGUAUGAGUAUGCCCUGACUAAGAUCUGGGCUGUCAUCUUGCAUACCACCAAGGCCGGCUCGACGAACGAGUCGACCUCGUCGCUGACUGGUCUGCGUUGCCUGCGUGCCGGCACCAUUGAGGAGGAGUCGGGCGAGUCUGGUGGAAACGAUGGCGACGGAAACGACUCGGAGGCUGGUGGUGAUGGCGACGGCGAGGGUGACGGAAGCGCUGCUGGCAUAAUCAAGGCUAGUGUGUCUGCUGUGAUUCUGGCAUUUGCAGCGGCCAUGGUCAUGGCUUAA